This is a messenger RNA of Microplitis mediator, 1026 nucleotides long. RefSeq names its product piggyBac transposable element-derived protein 4-like. The record is from RefSeq and is a predicted model, not a curated record. The coding region runs from base 1 to 1026 and encodes 341 amino acids. Lineage: Eukaryota; Metazoa; Arthropoda; Insecta; Hymenoptera; Braconidae. The transcript has 2 exons.
AUGAUAUCGAAUGAAAUAAUAAUUAAAAGAAAAUUGUUUAUAGAUGAUAAUGAGUAUAAGAGUACUGUCGACGAAUGGUGUGAUGAUAUAGAAAAAACAGAAGUAAGAAGAUUUUCUGCGUUUGUUGGGCCUCUUCAUACGAUACCUGAAGGAUCUACCGAGGAAGAAUAUUUAAAAUUAUUUUUCGAUAAUGAUUUCUAUGAAAUGAUGGCUAAACAAACUAAUUUGUACGCACAGGAAGUGCAUGAUGCUGGUCGUCCUAAUAAACGUUGGAAGCCUAUAACAUCUAAUGAGAUGAAAGCAUUUGUAGGCAUUCUUAUUUACAUGGGCAUUGUUCGGUUGCCACAAUUAAAGAUGUACUUUCAGAGUGAUUUUGUACAGUGUCCAUUAGUCUCAAAUGCAAUGACACGUGAUAGAUUUAAAUUGAUUAGUCAAUAUUUGCACUUUAAUGAUAACUCUAAAAUGCCAAAGCUUGGUUCAAAAGAUUAUGAUAGACUUUAUAAAAUUCGACCUGUAUUGGAAGUUAUUGAUAAAUUUAAAUAUGUGUAUCGACCUGAUCGAGAUAUCUCAGUGGAUGAAGCUAUGGUUGCAUACAAAGGCAAUUUUUCUGCGAAACAAUAUAUGAAAGACAAGCCAACACCUUGGGGUUUGAAGUUUUGGGUUAUAGCUGAAGCCUCAACUGGUUAUACAUUAGAUGCAAAACCAUAUCUUGGGAAAAAAGAAGAGACUAAUAAAGAUUUAUUAUUAGGUGAACAGAAAUUAGAAGAUAACCAAAUUUACGGCUGUGGUACCAUAAGACAAAAUAGAAAAGAAUGGCCUGUGCAGUUUAAAAAUCCAAAGAAUCUGAAAUUGAAAAGAGGUGAUUUCCUACAAAAGCAAAUAGGAAAUAUAACUGCGACUGUAUGGCAGGAUAAUCAACCAGUGACAGUUUUGUCUACUAAUUGUAAUCCUACGGAUAUAGUAAUGUUGAAAAAUACUCAGGAAAAGACGAACAUUACGUUGACAUUCCUUGCCCCUCACCUGUAG